Messenger RNA from Arabidopsis arenosa, 1203 nucleotides. Lineage: Eukaryota; Viridiplantae; Streptophyta; Magnoliopsida; Brassicales; Brassicaceae. The record is from the annotation of a GenBank genome assembly.
GAAACAACAAAUCUCAAAAUCUUUUCAUAUUCUUUUAGUUGAAAGUAAGAGAGGCAAUGAAUAGAGGAGUGUUGGAGAGUUCGCCGGUUCAACACCUCACGUCGGCUGGAAACCCUAAUUGGUGGAAUAACGUCAGCGGCGGCUUGAGGCCACCACCGCCGUUUAUGAGUCACCAGCCGCCGCCUACAACCACUUAUCUUCCAAGUCUCUUGCCUAGCUUCUUCUCUUCUCCAACUUCCUCUUCAUCUUCUUCUUCACCUUCUUUGCCUCUUCCUAAUAGUAACCCUAACUUCUCUUCUUGGCUUGAAAUGAGUGAUCUGCCUCUUGACCAGCCAUGGAACCUUAGUCAACUCCUCUUGGGUGGAUUGAUGAUGGGAGAGGAAGAGAAAAUGGAGAUGAUGAACCAUCAUCAUCAAAAUCAACACCAUAGUUACCAAGAGAAGAAGAUACAGAAUUGGGAAGAACAAGUUUUGAGGCACCAAGCUUCCAUGAAACAAGAGAGUAACAAUACUAAUGGUUAUAGAAUAAUGUCCUCGCCAAACUCACCUCCAAACAAGUCUUGUGAUACAAUUCACAACACCAAUGAAGAAAACAACAAUAACUUUCACAAUGGUCUUAACUUGUCCGAGUGUAAUGGCUCAGAGAUUAUUGGGUCUUCUUUUGCAAAUAAGAAACCAAAGCUUCAAGUUCCUUCAUCACAAUCAACUCUCAAGGUGAGAAAGGAGAAACUUGGAGGCAGAAUUGCAUCUCUUCACCAGCUAGUAUCUCCCUUUGGCAAGACUGACACAGCCUCUGUCUUGUCGGAGGCUAUUGGAUACAUUAGAUUCCUCCACAGUCAAAUUGAGGCUUUAAGUCUACCAUACUUUGCUACUCCCUCGAGGAAUAAUCUGAUGCACCACCAACAUACACAAGGAAAUGUGAAUGGUAUAUUUCCUGAGGACCCUGGUCAGCUUGUGAAUGAGUAUUGCAUGAAAAGAGGAGUUUCAUUGUCAUCGACGGACAAUCAAAAAUCAAAUCCUAACGAAGAACCGAUGAAAGACUUAAGAAGUAGAGGACUUUGUCUUGUUCCAAUCUCAUGCACACUCCAAGUUGGCAGCGACAAUGGCGCCGACUAUUGGGCUCCGGCAUUGGGAUUCACUCUCCAGUGAACUAUUUACUCUGUUAUUUUACUUUUGGUCAGCCAAAAAAAUUAGUUGAUGUUAU